Periophthalmus magnuspinnatus is the source of this 5571-nucleotide messenger RNA. RefSeq names its product TBC1 domain family member 8. The coding region runs from base 265 to 3615 and encodes 1116 amino acids. The record is from RefSeq and is a predicted model, not a curated record. The transcript is spliced from 20 exons. NCBI's taxonomy places the organism in Eukaryota, Metazoa, Chordata, Actinopteri, Gobiiformes, Gobiidae.
ACACGAUCUGUGUCUCAUGUGUACAGCUGUUGUAGAUCGACCAUGAGAAUCAGCGAGGAAGUGCGAACGAGCUCCGCAUCUGUCCCACCAACCAUGGACAAAAGCCCAGCCCCGGGCGUGUAGACCGACUCUGUCCUCUCCUCUACCCGGAGGACAGGCGCUCUGAGGCGGAUCACACCCUCUAGAGAGCACCGGGAGAGUGGAGGGCUUUCCCGGAACGUCCCUGCCUCCCUGCCCACCUGAUUGCUGUUCGCUGCGGGAAAAAUGUGGCUAAACCCGGAGGAAGUUUUGUUGAAAAAUGCACUCAAACUUUGGAUUACAGAAAGGAGCAAUGACUAUUUUUUACUGCAAAGAAGGAGAGGGCAUGGGGAGUCCACAGGCAAGAUUACAGGUCUGCUGGUUGGAGCCUUGGACACAGUGCUGGACUCAAACGCCAGAGUGGCUCCGUUCAGGAUCCUGCUGCAGAUCCCUGGCUGUCAGAUCAGCUGGGUCAUAGCCAGUGGAGCAGCCAUCGAGGAGGUGAACAGACACUGGGACUGGCUCAUCCGAAACCUGCUCCACUCUCUUUCUGUGUUUGAGAACAAGGACGACCUCGCCAGCUUUGUCAAAGGAAAAGUCAAGGGUCUGAUAGCAGAGGAGGUGCGUGGGCGUCAGGUGGCUCUAGAGGGUGACCCUGAGCGCUUCAGGGAGGCUCUGCAGAAGUUUGAGCUGCACUUCGGGCUCCCAUCAUCAGAAAAACUGGUGACAUACUUCUCGUGCUGCUGCUGGAAGGGCCACGUGCCCCGACAGGGGCUCCUCUACCUCAGCACCAACCAUGUGUCGUUCUACUCAUUUUUGCUUGGGAAGGAAGUGAAGUUUGUGAUCCCGUGGGCCGAGGUGGUUCGUCUGGAGCGGGUCUCCUCUGGUCUGAUGCACGAUGCGGUUCGACUGGUGACACGACAAAAGAUCAGAGAGUUCUCCAUGUUCCUAAACAGAGACGAGGCGUUCGGGGCCAUCGCUCAAAUGUGCGACAUCGCCCUCCGCAGGCUGCUUGACAGCGAGGGGCUGGAGCUGGACAGACAGCUGCUGCAGCCCGGGCUUCUAAACAAGAGGGUGCUGGAGGAGCAGGCUCUCCGAGAGUACGUCCUGGCCUUGUUUCGUCUGCCCCGCUCAGAGCGCCUCCUGGAGCUGGCCUCAUGUUCUGUAUGGACUCCUCACACCCGGAGCCACACGGCCGGGACACUGUACUGCACAGACCAGUACCUGUGCUUCAGCAGUAAAGAGGAGGGGCAUUGCACGCUCAUACUGCCCCUACAGGAGGUGUUGUCCAUAGAGAAGGCAGAGAGCACCAGUCCCCUGCCAAACCCUGUGAUUGUAAGUGUGAGGAGUAAAAAGGCCUUUCAGUUCAUCGAGCUGCAGGAGAGAGAGGAGCUGGUGGAGUCCCUCAAUCACCGGCUCCGAGCGCUGCAGUGGAAAGUGUCCAUGUUCAGGGACAAGAGGCAGAGCAAGAGGAGCGUGACCUCCCCAACUCCAUAUUAUACGUUUUACUACGACACUGGUCUGUCGGAUGAGGAGGAGAUUGAGGAGCAGGUCCUGAGGAACACCGUGAACAGUGAAGCUUUAAUGACAGCAUUUCACCAAAACCAACCCGGAAACAACAGCAACAAGAGCACAGAGAAGGUGAAGGAGCGUCUUUGGGAGGACCACUUUGAGGAGUUUGGUCGCGGGGUGCACAUGUUCAGGACAGAGAAGAUCCAGAGACUUGUGGCCAUGGGGGUCCCGGAGAGUCUGAGGGGGGAGUUAUGGGUGACCCUGUCUGAUGCUUGUUCAGAGCUGGAGUCCCAUGAGGGGUAUUACUCGUCGAUGGUGCAGAAGUCGAUGGGGCAGAGUACUUUGGCCACAGAUGAAAUUGAGCGGGACUUGCACCGCUCGCUCCCUGACCACCCGGCCUUCCAGAACCCCACCGGGAUUGCCGCCCUGAGGAGAGUCUUGACAGCAUAUGCCCACCGCAACCCCAAGAUCGGAUACUGCCAGUCGAUGAAUAUCCUGGCCUCUGUGCUGCUGUUGUACGCUCGGGAGGAGGAGGCUUUCUGGCUCCUGGUUUGUGUCUGUGAGAGGAUGCUCCCAGACUACUUCAACCGUCGGGUCAUAGGAGCCCAGGUGGACCAGUCUGUAUUUGAGGAGCUGAUUCGGGAGCGUUUGCCUGAUUUGGCAGAUCACUUUCCAAACCUCUCCUGUCUCUCGUCUGUCUCCCUCUCCUGGUUCCUCACCCUCUUCUUGAGCGUCUUACCGUUCAGCAGCGCGGUCUGUGUGGUCGACUGCUUCUUCUACAGCGGAAUCAGAGCCAUUUUUCAGCUCGGGCUAGCCGUUCUGGAGGCUAACACGGCUCAACUCUGCACUAGCACAGACGACGGGCACGCGCUGAUGAUUCUGACUGGUUUCCUGGAGCAAGUUGGGACAGAGGACUCUCCCUGUGCCCCCUCUUCUCCCCAUUCUGCUCCUGAGGACAAUAACGAACCUCCUCCUGUGAAAAACACCAACAUCACUGUCCUCAUCAACGAAGCCUACGAGAAAUUUGGCGACUUGACCGUUCGACAGAUUGAGAGACUGAGGUGUCGACACAGGAUACAGGUGCUUCAGACUCAUGAGGAAACCACCAAAGAGAACGCUUUGAGAAUAGUGUCUUCCGAAGUGUCCAUGUCUCCUGAGAAUUUGUCAAAUGCCUAUGACCUAUUCAAGACGGAGCACCUUGUCAGCCUGUACUGGGGAGACAGCAGCUCGGUGGCGGCGGCAGAGGCGGCGUCAUGGAGACAGACGGACUCGGGGCGGUCCUUCACAGAGAGGCAAUACCGUCUGGACCGCGCGCAGUUCAAAAGCCUCUACUGCCUCCUAGUGCCCUGGCCCGGAAACUCAGAGCAGCACUCGGACACACUGGGGAAUCGAACCUUCACCCUCCUCAGCCAAGACACAGACAGCCUGGUGACAUUUAAGGACUUUGCCACGUGGCUAGACACAUUGUACUGUGGAGAAUUGAAUGAGAAAAUCAGACAUCUGUAUCGCCUGCACAUCCCUCCAGCUCUGACAGAGAGUGAGGACGACCCUUCUCUUUUGAGAAACCCACUGCUUUCGUCCAACAGACCGCUGUACGUGACCAGGCCUGAAGCCGAGGAGUGUGAUGAGGGGAAGUCGUACCAGGAGCAGCUGAAACAGAUGUUAAAGGAUCUGGGCAAAGAAAAGGAGAAGGACGCCGAGAAACCUCUGCCACUAAUGAAUCAGCGUGAGUUCAUUCAGUUCUGUAAGACGCUCUACAGCCUUUUCCAUGGUGACCCGGAGGAGAACGAGCUGUUUCAGGCCAUCGCCACGGUAACCAGCCUCGUAUUGCAGAUCGGCGAAGUGGGACAUCAGGGGUCAAAGGUCCCACAGGAACCCAAACAGGAAAUGACCACCACAGACACUUCAGAGAACGACGACUGGACCAUUAGCUUUGCACAAAUAUUAGCCUCGUUGCUAACAGAACAGGCUUUGGUGAACUUCUUUGAGAAACCGGUGGAGUUAGCAGCUAAGCUAGCAGCAGCCAAAGAAAAACAGUACCAUCAACGUGCCGUGCUACUGUCACUGCAGCAUAAAGUCAGAUGACCCAAAAAAAAAGAACCAGAAAAAAGCACAAACAUACCAAGAAUGUGAUGUAGGAAUGUCUAAUGCCACAAUAAGCCAAUAUCCAAUGAGCUCAAAGGAAAGGCAAAGUUGCAUGCCACAUCUGUGGAGAGGUGCCCUUGUUAACAGUAUAAACCGUAAGAUGAACAGUAAGAGUAAGAUGGACUAGUAGCUAGUCAAAAUAUGUGCAUCUUCUACUUGCCAAACAUGUGUCUUAUAGCCAUAAGGUUGUUGUGUCAUUGGGCAAGACACUCACUUUGCUUAUCCAUUCAUCCAUUUUCUUUAAUUUAUCCGGGACCAAUUUGUGGGGGUAGCAGGGACUCCCAGACUUCCCGCACCCGAGACACUUCCUUCAGCUCAUCCAGUAACACUCCAAGGUGAGAGACAGUCUCUUCAGUGUGGUCGGGUCUUCCCUGGGACCUUCUCCCAGUGGGAAAUGCUCAGGAUACCUUCCCAGGGAGGAAUCCAGAAUAGAUGCACAACCCACCUCAGCUGGUCCUCUCUGUGGACUAGCAGCGGCUCUACUCCAAGCUCCUCCCAUUUGAGCGCACUUUGCUUGUGUGAGGGUAAAUUAAGGUACUUAAACUUAAACACUUUGAUUGGGAUUUUACCAGUUUGACAACCUGCUCAAUCACAAAAUCAGCAUCAACUAAUCAGUAAUAAUCGCUAGUAAGUCCUGCAUUUGACCCAUUCUUCAUUGAUGCUGGGCAACCUAUCAGGAGCAGUGGGACCCAACUUCAGGUCUUGAAGUAUUCUCAAUCAGAACUACUGUAGCUGGAGGAUUUGACCUGUGCAUAUUUUUGGGUUGAUGGAGGAAACCGGAAUGCCCAGAGGAAACCUACCCAGACACAGGAAGAACAUGCAAACAGGAGUUGAAUCCAGAAUCCUAUUUGUUGUAAACCGUGAAGGAGCCUCUCAGCCACUUUGCCGUGUCUCGGAAGUGAAACCAUCAAUGAUUUGUAACGGUGUUGGUAACAUUUUAAAGAAAUCUCAAACUAGGUCUGUCACGGUAACAAAUUUUGCACUAUAUGGCUGAAGUAAAUAUAGACAAUAAACGAUAAUAUGGAAACCAAAUCAUGAAGCAGAAUCAUCCCUCAAUGAUUCUAAAUGUAAUAUAAAAUAUGAGCAACAAUAAAUAAGUGACAGAAUGUAGCACAUAAGUAAUUAGUUUGUAUCUUAUUAAUGAGUCAUAGAAGUUCAACCUUCUACAGGUCAAAUCUCAUUAUAGUACAGAAAAAUGACCAGACAAUUCCAAUUAGUACAAAGAAAAAGUAUUCACAAUAAAUCAGUAGUAUGUAUCGUGACAGGCCUAUUUGAAACAGACAAAUGUGAAAGCGGCAUUCCUGUCAGCAACUUAAAGCAAAAAUGGCUCCUUUUUAUUUGACCAAAACCAGUGACUGUAUUAGCUGUAUGCAAAAUCUUUUACAAUCAAAAUUUAAGACUGACAAACAAAUGAAACUUUGUAAAUAGUGUUUUUGAGCCAAACUGCUGCAUAGAACCAAGAAAUUAAAAUAUUGCAAAGGACAAUUCUAGUUUUUGUGCAUUUGAAUCUAACUUUAUGCUUAAUUUCUUAUUGAUAAACAAAUAGUUGUUCUAGUUUUGAAAAAGCCAAUUAUUUGUAUGUAUGUAUAUUUCAAAUGUAGUUAACCUUUAUGUAAAUACAUUACUAAUAUCUUUGAAAGUUGAGGAUUUAAAGAGUAAGUUUACAUUGGCAAACCAAAUUUGUCAAAAAAGACUACUGAAGUUUAACAUUGAAGAAAUGUUUAUAAAUAAGAAAAUCAGCACAAAGUUAAAGCUUUUUUAUCAAAUUUCAAUUUUUAUUAAACCUGCGUCAAUCUGUUGAAACAGUGUUCUUUUGAUAAUUUUAUAACUUUCAUGUUUUCAUGUUUUUUCUCACAAACUGAACCAACAGACAAUAAAAUCAUCUUUUAUAUUAAA